AGCUGGGGCAGCGGGAGGGGCGGGGUCGGGGAAGUUUGUUUGCCGAGUUCGGAGACCCGGAGCCCCAGCGGUUGUCGCGCAGGUGCCCUCCGGCUCGGUCAGCAUGGAGCUGCCCGCCGUGAACCUGAAGGCGAUCCUCCUGGUUCACUGGCUGCUGACGACCUGGAGCUGCCUCGUGUUCCAGGGCGCCUAUGCCUGGGCCAACUUCACCAUCCUGGCCCUGGGCGUGUGGGCUGUCGCGCAGCGGGACUCCAUCGAUGCCAUAAGUAUGUUUCUGGGUGGCUUGGUGGUCACCAUCUUCCUGGACAUCAUCUACAUCGGCAUCUUCUACCCGGGGGCCAGCCUCACGGACACGGGGCGCUUCAGCGCUGGCAUGGCCAUCCUCAGCCUCCUGCUCAAGCCAGUCUCCUGCUUCUUCGUCUACCACAUGUACCGGGAGCGCGGGGGUGAGCGCCUGCUCUGCAUCGGUGAGGCCAGCGCCUCCAGCCAGCUCCCUGCCUCCCCGCACGCCGGCCCAGGUUUCCUUGGAUCUUCACAGGAUCACAGCGCCUACCAGACGAUUGACUCUUCUGAGGCGCCUGCCGACCUAGAGAACAGGGCUUACGUCCCCCGAGGAUACUGAAGCCAGCCCUGCCACACCUGGCCACAGCCCAGGGGCCAGUGUGACAAACUGUGGGGCCAGCGGGAGGGAUGCAUCACCUUCUUUGUGCCUUGGACGUCAUCGUAGGGGUGCACCCGACCCCCCCCUUCUCAGAACUAGCAUGGGAUGUGUCCUCCGGUUCCCCGUCCCAGGGGUUGCCUGAAUCAAGUGCCCUGAGAGGCACACCUGUCCCUAACACCUCAAGGCCUCUCCUCCCUUCCAGGUAUCCCACUGGUCCCAGGCUGGGAACUGUGGUCGCUUUUGUCAGCCUCCACCCUUAGCUGCUCUGUGCAGGCCCCAGGCCGAGCCAUGCCUGAGCCUGGCAGGGUCAGUCCUCUCAGGGCCACUGAUGCACCCUGGGCCUCUCCUGAAGUUGGCCGAGCCCUCCCACAGGAGCUCUGAGAGCUUCGGGUCACUCCCGGCCCGGGGAGCACGGCGGUGAGGAUCCCCGGCUUCUCACUGCCUGGUCACUUGGUGCCUGGGACCCCGGUUCUGGAGGCUGGAGGUGUGUGCAGCCCAAGAGACCCAUCACAGCCUCCAGCCACCCUUCUCAGAGCCAUGGCAUUAAAGUUCGAGGAAUUGUGGAGCUGAGUGUGUUUUGAGCCACGUUUAAUCUCGCGUCAGGGCUGGAGCCUGGACUUGCCAUUCCUGGGAAGAUGUCUCCUGCGAAUCCCCAGGGCAGCGGGCCUUAGGUGCCCAUUCUCUUGGGGCAGGAGGAAACGGGCUCAGGACCAGCUGGGCCUUCCCUGUGCUCAGCUCCGGCCCAGCCGAGGCCCCAGCAGAGGAGGGCGCUGUUGAGUACGGCAAGUGGGCGUCCGCUUCUCUGAGUUCAGAUGACGCAGGUGUUGGUUUGAAUCCUGCUCUGCCGUGGUGUGCCCUCUGUGUCUGCUGGAGGAGGGCUAAUGCCUGCCCAGAGAGGGAUGACGCAGAAGAAACGUACAGGGCCUGGCCCUCGGGAGGGCUCCUAGCUGAUGGCAAAGUUGUUGGUGGGGCUGUUCCUUGAGCCCAUGAUGAUGCUGGGUCAGUAGGCCAGGGGCGGCCUCUUCCUGGCAGACCCUGUGUCUUGGCCGCAGAGCAGACAGGGAUACCUGUCCAGAAGUUCCAAGGGUCCCAUGGCCAGGGCCCUACCCCACUCCCCCUGGGAUGGCAUUGACCACCGGACCCCGGCUACCUGGGCUUUCUCAGGCCUUCCUGGCUUGUCCCCAUCACAAAGAGGUCAAAGCCUAGUGCACAGCCCCUGCCCCCCAUUCUUCUGUAUCCAUCCAUCCAAAGAGGCUGAGGGCCUGUCACGUGCUGCGGAGGGGCCUGGGCCACAGGGGUGAACUCAGGUCCUGCUCUUGGGGGAAAAGGCAUUAGAGGCCCUCUGUCAGCAGGUGAGAGCCCUGAAAGAAGGACCAUGGGCCUCCGGGAAUGAGCACAUCCCCUCAUGCUCUAGGGGCGAGGGAUGCUGGGUGGCUGCAGCUGUGGGAAACGGGAAACAGCCUCCCUGUCAGACGGGGGCAGACGAGCCGUGGUCCGUUCAUUCUAAGGAGUACUGUUCAGCAGUUCAGAUGAAUAAACCAGACCUGU
Messenger RNA from Hippopotamus amphibius kiboko, 2209 nucleotides. RefSeq names its product angiotensin II receptor associated protein (gene AGTRAP). The coding region runs from base 104 to 622 and encodes 172 amino acids. Gene Ontology annotation, cellular component: plasma membrane. NCBI's taxonomy places the organism in Eukaryota, Metazoa, Chordata, Mammalia, Artiodactyla, Hippopotamidae. The transcript is spliced from 5 exons. The record is from RefSeq and is a predicted model, not a curated record. Gene Ontology annotation, biological process: regulation of blood pressure; angiotensin-activated signaling pathway.